This is a messenger RNA of Rhincodon typus (whale shark), 618 nucleotides long. RefSeq names its product histone deacetylase 6-like. Gene Ontology annotation, molecular function: histone deacetylase activity. The transcript has 5 exons. Lineage: Eukaryota; Metazoa; Chordata; Chondrichthyes; Orectolobiformes; Rhincodontidae. Gene Ontology annotation, biological process: chromatin organization. Gene Ontology annotation, cellular component: histone deacetylase complex. The annotation marks the transcript as partial. The record is from RefSeq and is a predicted model, not a curated record.
UUCCAGCCUGAUUUGGUGCUGGUAUCUGCGGGGUUUGAUGCAGCGCGUGGAGACCCCCUGGGGGGCUGCGAGGUGACCCCGGAAUGUUAUGCCCACAUGACCCACAUGAUCAUGUGCCUGGCAGGGGGCAGGGUCGUCUUCGCUCUCGAGGGUGGCUACAAUCUGACAGCGAUCUCCGAAUCGAUGGCCAUGUGCACACGGACCUUGCUGGGAGAUACCCCGCCUUACCUCGAACCCAUGGGCCAGCCAGCUAGCAGUGCAACUGAAACAAUUAACAACGUCAUCUCAGUCCAUCACAAGUACUGGGCCAGCCUUCGACUGCUGUCUCCCGAGCUCGAGCUACAGAGCAAGGCCAAAGGGACGACAUGGUCACAGCAGCCCCCUCCCACGGCCAUUCCGUCACAAGAGUCGCGCGUCCAAGUCUCUCAAAGCAGGAGGACGUCGAUGUGGUUACAACAGCAGGGGGAAUGCAGGGGAACGCUGGCCAGGCCCCGACGCUCACGCCUCCCCGGUCGUGCGAUGGAGGGGCUCCUAAGCGUUGACCGCACCUCUGCCGGUUUGGAGUUACGUGAUAUUCCAGCAAUGGAUGACGUGUCACUAUUAGACGUAGAAUAUUAG